AUUUAUUUAUUUAUUUAUUAUGAGACUUGCAUCUAUUUUUGGUCACGCAAGAGAUUGACUGCGAGACGAGACCCAUGCCAGCACAAUCGAAGCAUCAAGCAAAAAACAGAACACAAGUGUAAUAAAGACAAUGAUGAUGGGAAGGCUACUUCUGUUGGCUGCUCUGUUUGCAGCUACGCAUGCCCAGAGCUGUUACGAACAAGCCCCGUUUGAUUGUACAGAUGGGACCUAUUGCACCCGAUGGUACGAUGGCUGCAAUCAGUGCGCCUGCGAUUCCCCCGAUGGUUUUGUCCUUUGCACGGAACGAUACUGCGGUUGUCUCAGCGAUCAAAGUUGCAUCCCGUCUUGCAACGACAAUGAUCAGUGCAGUGCGACUGGUAUGCUGAUGACGGUAGAAGAAGAAGAAUUUUUGGAACCCGUGAUACGCUUUAGUUUUCGCUUUGGAUUCUUCCAAGACGAACUGACGCCGGAUGCCACAGAAAUCAUCCAAGAGGAUAUAGAGGGCGUGAUUUGUCAGACUCAGUACUUCAUGAGUUGGCUGGUUCAAAAUGCCACCAAUGCCAAGAGCAUCCAUGUCAGAGCCACCGAGAUUGAUUGGGGUUUCUAUGACGAGGAGCUCUUGCCAGCACACAUCAACUUUACCGUGGAGUUCACGGAUGCAAUCACGGGUACAGCCGGCUGGCUGGAUGAUCAAGUCUUGAUUAAUGAAAUGGAAAAGCUGGGCGAUCAGGGUCUACAGUGGUUUAUCACAGACUGGGUUUGGAGGGCGGAACCGAAUGGACUCAACUUUUUCGUCAAUGCCAACCGCAUGGCCUUUGAUGGAGCGAAGCAAGCUCCCGUCGAGGGCACUCUCGACCAAGCGGAAUGCCCCGAAACCAUGGCACCGACUGUAGCACCAUCGAUCUACACGGAAGCAUUGACUUGGCCCUUUGGUCCCAACUACAGUGACUUGGAUGACUUGGAUCCCAUGGUGGAUUUUUCUCUUUUGUUUUCUCUGUUUGACCAACAAGAACGUCGACCGACACAGGAAGAAGUCAACGCCUUGAUCUGCCAAGUCAACAGUUACUACACCACGGAAUUGCAGCGCAAACUAAAUGAUACCAUUCAUGCCAAGGCUGUCUACAUUGAUUACUAUCUUGACGAAGCUAGAGAAGCUAUUUCCCUGAACUUUACCACCUUUGCUUUCUACGACGAUGAAGCUCAAACUCAAGUCAAUGCCACUGACGUCUUUGAAGCCAUGCAACUUACCAGUGAUGAACUCGAGGACUUUGUGGAACUCUACGUUUGGAGGAGUGAACCAGAACAAGAAAAUGUCUUUUUCAAUACCGAAGCGCUGUCCAUCCAAUCCAGUAUUGGUGAUGCCAUCAACGAUCAAGCCAUGAUCGUCGAAGCCACUGGCUGCAUUGCGGAACUAACGACAAACGAUACGCUUGCUGGAAACACCAAUACGACCAACAAUGACACUCUCCGAUUCAUGUUCGAGUUUGGGUUUUUGGACGAGACGCCCCAAGAACUCGUUAGGGAAGAUGUCGAGUACCUAAUGUGCCAGACACAGGUUUUCUUGACACGAGUGUUGUCCGACCUUUUGGAAGAUGACGUGUCGGUUGUGACUACCGACAUUGAGUAUGGGUAUGUCGAAGGACACGACUUGCCCGCGCAGGUCAACUUUAGUAUUGUCUAUCAGGAUGAAGACGGUAUGGAUGUCGCCGACUCGUCCGUGUACGACCAAAUUCUGGUGAACACUCUGGAAAACCUCACAUCGAUCGAUUGGGAAAAGUUUUUGAACCAAUAUGUGAGGGAACCCACGGGGCUGAACUUGUUUGGGAAUGCCAAUCAAGUGGUCUUUCAAGUGGAUAGAUCAUUGGCAACAACAACACCGGUGGUUAAUGCUGGAGAGAUGAUUAUUGGGACGAUUCCAUGUCCCGAUACAUCCGUCGCGGCCAGUCGUCUUCAUCAUCAUGUCCGGCGCGGAGAUGACAUUGAAGAAGCUUUCCCGUAGAUAUUCUGUAAGCCUUUGUUUUGGUUCGUACAUUCAUUCAUUCCAUUCACGUUCUUGUCAUUGCUGCAGUGCUUGACGUGUUGUUGUUGUUGUUGUUCGGAUCAUACAAGCACUGGAUCAAGUGUGCCAUGUACCGUAUGCGUGGUAACUGCAGCGGAUGAAAAUGAAUGCCGUCAUUGUCCGCGGUGUAGCGACAAUCUUCCAAGUCGUAAUCGUUGUAAAUGGCCACGGUCAAACCCGGGGGCGGCUGGAGUGCCCGGACAAACCGUUCGAGUCGAGAAUUCAGUGCACGAGCGCUUCGAUCCAACAUGAGGCCAUUUUCGCAGUAGCGUUGAAUAUCGGAUUCGGUCAAUGUUGUCAUUUCGUUUUGAAAGUGCUGUAGUUUUUCCCGACAUUUGGCUUGCUUUGUUGAUUGUUGUUGCUGCGUUAGGUUGUGACAAAUGAGAUUGGUGGUUUUGAACAAGAGCAAUUGGACCGUGCCGGUUUGCUGUGCCACUUGGACCACCUUGUGCAACCAAUCUUCGUAAUGGAACCACAUGUCGACGUUGCAGGGUUUCAGAAUGGCCCGAUAAAACAUGUGCAAUCCCCAGUUGGCAAUCAGAAUAUCGGGCGUGCGGAUCGUAUUAUUAGUAUUGCCCGGGGACAAUUGUGGAUUCAAUAUUGAAGGCCAGACGUAUUGGUCAAAUAGGCAGUUUUUGCGUUGAUUGGUGCCCCGAAAUCCCUUCCAGAGAAUGUGGCCCGUGGUAUUGGUUGCUGUUGGCAGCUGUGUGGAAAAGGACGUAGUGUCGUAGCGAGUGUGAUUGCUAUGCGUGAAAUAGUCCGUAAUGGCGUCAAAGGCAUUGGACAAGUUGCGAUGGGGUAAACUUUCCAAGAGAUGAUUGGGGAUGGCAUUGUUGUUGCUACUACUAUCCAUCAACCGAUGCAUCCACUGCGCCGUAUAGAACAGAGUGGAAUCUCCCACCAGGGCAAUGGAACGACCACCAAAGGCAGAUUGCAGCAAUUGUGUGGAAAGUGGGGGAAAUGUCCAUUGCUUCGUCUCGUCCUUGUCAUCAGCCACUAUAAGUGCUCGCAGAGAUGUGCCUUCUAGGUCAUCCUGGAGGGUCUGACGAAAGACACGGGUACUGCUGGUCAG
This is a messenger RNA of Seminavis robusta, 3131 nucleotides long. The record is from the annotation of a GenBank genome assembly. Lineage: Eukaryota; Bacillariophyta; Bacillariophyceae; Naviculales; Naviculaceae.